Dioscorea cayenensis subsp. rotundata (Guinea yam) is the source of this 1696-nucleotide messenger RNA. Its product is annotated as aspartate aminotransferase, chloroplastic. The record is from RefSeq and is a predicted model, not a curated record. Gene Ontology annotation, biological process: amino acid metabolic process; biosynthetic process. NCBI's taxonomy places the organism in Eukaryota, Viridiplantae, Streptophyta, Magnoliopsida, Dioscoreales, Dioscoreaceae. Gene Ontology annotation, molecular function: transaminase activity; pyridoxal phosphate binding.
UAUAUAACGGCUUGGCGGAGAAAACUUGGCAUUAGAUCGAACUUCACCUGCGAAACCAAAGGCUUGGCCUGGUGAACUUAUCGCCGUCGCUCUCCUCCCCACCUCGCUUUCCCAUUCCUCUUCUCUUCGACCUUCUCCUCCAUCGAUCUAGGGCUUUCUGUUCGUUGUCAUGGCUUCCACGAUGUUAUCUUUUGGCCUCUCCUCGCCGGUGGCCAUUCUCGAUAAUUCCAAGAGGAUCGGGGUCGGAAAGAGCGUUGGUGAUCUGUUUAUCAAGGGCAAGAUGUCUGGACGUGUACGAAUGGCUGUUUCUGUAAAUGUGUCUCGCUUUGAGGGUGUGACGAUGGCCCCACCAGAUCCUAUUCUUGGAGUUUCAGAAGCAUUCAAAGCUGAUACAAAUGACUUAAAACUUAACUUAGGUGUUGGAGCUUAUAGGACUGAAGAACUUCAACCUUAUGUUCUAAAUGUUGUCCAAAAGGCAGAGAAACUCAUGCUGGAAAAAGGAGAAAACAAAGAGUAUCUGCCUAUCGAAGGUUUGGCUGCAUUUAACAAGGCCACUGCUGAGUUGCUGUUGGGAGCAGAUAAUGCUGCUUUACAAGAAGGAAGAGUGGCAACUGUUCAAGGUCUUUCUGGGACUGGCUCCCUUCGUCUUGCAGCUGCAUUUAUUCAACGAUAUUUUCCUGAAGCAAAAGCUUUGAUAUCAUCUCCAACUUGGGGUAACCACAAAAACAUUUUCAAUGAUGCAAGAGUUCCCUGGUCUGAAUAUAGAUAUUAUGAUCCUAGAACUGUUGGUUUGGAUUUUGAUGGCAUGAUAGCAGACAUAAAGGCUGCCCCAGAUGGAUCUUUUGUUCUCUUACAUGGCUGUGCUCAUAAUCCAACCGGGAUCGAUCCAACUCCUGAACAGUGGGAGAAGAUUGCAGAUGUCAUUCAAGAGAAGAACCAUAUCCCUUUCUUUGAUGUUGCAUAUCAGGGAUUUGCGAGUGGCAGCCUUGACGAAGAUGCAUCUUCUGUGAGGACAUUUGUCGCACAUGGGAUGGAACUUCUGGUUGCUCAAUCGUAUAGUAAAAAUCUUGGGUUAUACGCAGAAAGAAUUGGAGCUAUCAAUGUUGUCUGUUCAUCUCCUGAUGCAGCUACAAGGGUGAAAAGCCAACUGAAGAGACUAGCCCGGCCAAUGUACUCAAAUCCUCCGGUGCAUGGUGCUAGAAUAGUGGCCAAUGUAGUCGGAAAUCCAACUCUUUUCAAUGAGUGGAAAGAAGAGAUGGAACUGAUGGCCGGUCGGAUUAAGAAUGUAAGGCAGAAGCUGUUUGACAGUCUCUCGCAGAAGGAUAAAAGCGGGAAAGAUUGGUCUUUCAUUCUUAAACAGAUUGGCAUGUUCUCCUUCACCGGUUUAAACAAAGCUCAGAGUGAUAAUAUGACAAACAAGUGGCAUGUAUACAUGACCAAGGACGGAAGGAUAUCUUUGGCCGGUCUUUCUCUGUCCAAAUGCGAAUACCUUGCCGAUGCUAUUAUCGACUCUUUCCACAAUGUCAGUUAAGAUGAGAUCAGUUCUCGAGCUCUUUUGUAUGAUAGGCUAUGCUGGAACUUUUUGAUCUUGUUCCAGUUUACGUGAGCUUUUCUAGGUAACUUCUGCUCAUCAAGUUAUUGAUGCUGUGAAAUAAGUAAUAGAAACUCCGAAAUAUAUCUAUCUUAAGUUUUAGCA